Staurois parvus is the source of this 251-nucleotide messenger RNA. NCBI's taxonomy places the organism in Eukaryota, Metazoa, Chordata, Amphibia, Anura, Ranidae. The record is from the annotation of a GenBank genome assembly.
UGCGGCUGGACAGACUGGAUGGUGCACUGAGAGGUACUAACAUUUAGGGCAGUAUACACACAAUGAGGAAUGCCCAGAAUCAGGGGCGGACUGACAACUCAUGGGGUCCCCGGGCAAUAGGGGAUCAUGGGGCCCCUGUGUCCUCGCCCACACUCAAACCACACCCAAAAAAGCCUAUGAAAGGUACCAGGGGCAUCUCAUGGGGCCCCCUACUGACCCCGGGCCCUCGGGCAGUGCCCGAGUUUCCAAAU